GGCGGGACGGGGCCGCUCGGGAGGGGGCUGCCCCGGGGAGGCGGCGGCCAUGGCCUUCGGGAAGGCGCCCAAAGACCCGUUCGGCACCGCCGUGGGGAGCCUGGUGGACCGGGCGACGUUCGGAUCGCUGCAGACGGAGGAGUGGGGGCAGUUCAUGCACAUCUGCGACGUGAUCAACGCCACAGAGGAGGGGCCUAAGGAUGCAGUCAAAGCGUUAAAGAAGAAGCUUUCAAAAAACUGUAACCAUAAGGAGAUCAGGCUCACCCUGUCUCUGCUAGACAUGUGUAUGCAGAACUGUGGUCCAAGGUUCCAGUCAUUAGUUGUGAAGAAGGACUUCUGCAAGGACAAGCUGGUGAAACUGCUGAACCCCAGAUACAACCUGCCCAUUGAAUUGCAGGAGAAAAUCCUGACCUUCAUCAUGAUAUGGGCUCGAGGGUUCCAAGGAAUGGUGGAUGUGACCGAAGUAAAAGAAGUUUAUCUGGAACUGCUGAAGAAAGGAGUGGAGUUUCCAUCUUCUGCUACCAGCAAAGAAAGGUCUAAGCAGUCCCCAUCUUCUGCAAAGUCAUCACCAUCUUCUGCUAAUCCCCCAAAACGUUCUUUGUUGCCUCUUCCCACGGGCCCAACGUUACUGUUGAUACCUGAACAGAUUGGGAAACUGUACAGUGAACUGGAUAUGGCGAAAAUGAAUGUGAGAGUCAUGUCAUCAAUAUUGAAAGAAAAUGUUCCUGGCUCUGAAAAUCCAGAUGAUAUGAAUCUUUUACAGAAGCUGUACAAGACGUGUCGGAUGAUGCAGGAACGGAUCAUGGAGCUGUUGGUGACAGUGGAGAAUGAAGAUGUGAUAAUAGAGUUAAUACAAGUAAAUGAAGAUCUGAAUAAUGUUCUCCUGGGACACGAAAGGUUCUCUCGAAACAGAGUUCGAUUUUUGGAGAACCAGAGAAUACAGCGUGAACGUGAAGAGCUGUACAGGAAACAGCCAUCUGCUCCCUCCAGUGAUCUCCUUGACUUCUCUACAGAUUCUCCAUCUCCUGUGGCUGCAGUGUUGGGGACUGACCCUGCAGCACUUCAGUUUCCAAGUCCUAAUUCCAUAUCUGCACACCCUGAAGAUACAAAAAGGCUCCAUCCAUCCAUUUACCCCCAGCUAGAUUUAGCAGCUGCUGUGAAAGUUCAGCAGUUCCCAUUUGCAACUGAAGCACAAAACAAUAGUGUGAGCACCCCAGCUGGACAUACGUAUAGCAAUCUGGCAACUCUUUUAAGCCCAGUGCCUCUGAAUCCAGUAAAUCUACAGGCUGGACAUACUACAUCAUCAAGUGGACCAUCGCCACCAGCUGCAUCGAAGAACAAGUUGCAGACACCUCAUUACUACGAGAUAAUGGAAUUUGAUCCUUUGGCUCCUACAGAAGCAAUUUAUGAAGAAAUUGAUGCUGCUGUGCUGAAGCCAGAAGCUGAAAAGCAUUCAGAAUGCUGAAGGUGGAGAUCUGAACACAGAAGUUACUCUGGUGCUGCUCCUGGGCUCUGCUUCGUGUAACGUGAACAAAGAGCAAUGAGAAGUGGACAAGUACUUGGAUCCACACCUUGAGAAUUGGUCUUGAAUGUUCAACUGUGUAUUGUUCCAGGUGACUUACAUGAUUGCUAUUUUUUUAAGUAUUGUGGCCUUCAGAAUAUAAUUUUCGAAGUCACCUGUGUAUGAGGUAGCACAUGACAUCAAAACCAAGUAAAUUAAAAGCACUCUCACAGCUAUAGAAGAAAGCUUUUCUUCCACCUUAAUCUGUUCUUUCAUACUACAUAAUCCUAUUUCUGUUUUGGCCAUGUUGAUGUCUGUGAAAUUCUCUCCCUAUAAAUAUAUAUAUUUCUUGAAAUGUAUGACUUAUCUAAAAUUGAGCCUCUUGAUAGAUAUGAAAGAUACACAGUCAUCACUUUUUGACAUUUAUAUUCUGAAUAUGGAUUUUGUUUUCUUUGCAAAACCCCACAAAUUAAUAGGAUUUUUGUCUUGGUAAGAAGCUGAGCUGGGACAUCCAGUGCUGUCAUCUGUGAUUAACAGAGCAGAAAAAAGCUGUGUGUUGCCAUGUUGUGGUUAUUAGUAAAUAGUGGAAGGGAUCACUAUUGUUUCCAGUGUUCCUGCUCUGCAGCUUCUUGUUCUGGUGAAGGAAAAAUAUCCAUCUACAAUGCAAAUGAGCACUAGUUAUCCAUUUAUUUUAAUCAAGUAAUUUAAAGCUGCUUUUAUCUCUUAAUAGUUUAAGUGCCUUGUCUAUUUUAAUGCUGAAUGUAAAAUCUGCACUUUACAGAUCUAGUUCUCUGAAUUUGUAAUUGAUAAAAAAAAUUUGAGAACAUGGUUUAUGUUUAUAGCUGAUAAGCUAACUUCAUCUUUAAGUACUGCAUUUUAAGUGCUCAUGGUUAUUUGUUUAAGUGACACAAACACUUAAGCCUUAAGGAAUUUUUGUAGCAUAGAAUUCCAAAUAAAAACGAAUUCUUACUGAA
This is a messenger RNA of Centrocercus urophasianus (Greater sage-grouse), 2475 nucleotides long. It is a transcript of the gene TOM1L1, whose product is annotated as target of myb1 like 1 membrane trafficking protein. Lineage: Eukaryota; Metazoa; Chordata; Aves; Galliformes; Phasianidae. Gene Ontology annotation, cellular component: membrane; endosome. The record is from RefSeq and is a predicted model, not a curated record. Gene Ontology annotation, biological process: signal transduction. Gene Ontology annotation, molecular function: clathrin binding; phosphatidylinositol binding; ubiquitin binding. The transcript has 15 exons. Bases 50 to 1465 code for a protein of 471 amino acids.